Mangifera indica (mango) is the source of this 2611-nucleotide messenger RNA. RefSeq names its product poly(A)-specific ribonuclease PARN. The record is from RefSeq and is a predicted model, not a curated record. The transcript has 7 exons. Gene Ontology annotation, molecular function: RNA binding; 3'-5'-RNA exonuclease activity. Lineage: Eukaryota; Viridiplantae; Streptophyta; Magnoliopsida; Sapindales; Anacardiaceae. The coding region runs from base 63 to 2246 and encodes 727 amino acids. Gene Ontology annotation, cellular component: cytoplasm.
CCAGGAUUUGAUAGGAAAAAUCUAUUGAAUAAAGUGAAAAACGAUGCCGUUUAGCUGAUAAAAUGGUCUCCAUAUCCCUCUCUAAAACCUCCAGACAGCAAGCCUCUUCCACAUUCAACACGAUGAUGAAGAAACGAUGGCCGGUGACGUCACUCUCUCUCGCCCUGAAUCAGUCAUACUGCUCAUCCACGGCAGCGUCAACGACGCCGUUUCCUCUAAAACACGUAACGAAGUCCAAUUUCGACUCCGUGCUCAGCUCGCUACGCUAUCACAUCCGCUCCGCCGAUUUCGUCGCAGUCGACCUCGAAAUGACCGGCGUCACCAGCGCGCCCUGGCGCGAAUCCUUCAAUUUCGACCGUUAUGACGUCCGUUACCUCAAAGUCAAGGACUCCGCUGAGAAGUUCGCCGUCGUUCAGUUCGGUGUUUGCCCCUUCCGAUGGGACCCAAUCAACCACUCCUUUAUCGCGCACCCGCACAAUUUCUUCAUAUUUCCUCGUCAAGAGGUUUCGAUUGAUGGCCGUGCUUAUGAGUUCCUUUGUCAGACAUCAUCAAUGGAUUUCUUGGCAAAGUACCAGUUUGAUUUCAACGCCUGUUUUCAUGAAGGGGUAUCUUAUUUAUCCAGAGAACAAGAAGAGGAAGCUCUUAGAUCCAUGAAUUCUUUAUAUGAGGAUGAGUUGUUCGAUUCAUGGCGUGACUUGAAAGAAGCUAGAGAAAUGCAAUUGGUCAACAUAGCAGAUGUUCUGUUUACUGAAAGAAUGAAGAACAGAUUGAGAGAAUGGCAUGAUCGGUUAUUACGAGAUAGAAACGGAAAGUCUGAAUUUCAGGGUAGUUUAAAUGACUCAAAACAACAGUUUCAAACGAUUUUCUGUAAGAUGCGUCCAGCAGUUAGUCUUAAUGGUUUCACUUCUCAUCAACUAAAGUUGAUUCAAUCGGUGGUAAACAAGCAUUUCAAAGAUCUUGUUUAUGUUCGUGUUAGUGGGGAAAAUUCGUGUUCACAGCAACUUGUGGUGUAUACUGAUUCAGAUGAUGAUAAGAAGUUAUUUAUGAAAGAGAUGAAGGAUGAGCGAAAUAGAGACAUAGAGAUGAAGAUAAGGGCUGCAAUUGGGUUUCGCCAUGUUAUCGACUGCCUUUCCUCUGAAAAGAAGUUGAUUGUUGGUCACAAUUGCUUCCUAGAUGUUGCACAUAUUUACGACAAGUUCUUAGGGGCUCUUCCUUUGACUGCUGAAGAAUUCAUUUCUUCUGUUAACAAAUACUUUCCUCACAUCAUUGACACCAAAAUAUUGUUGAAUUCCAAUAAUCUACUACUACAACGGAUGAAGAAAUCCAGCACCUCAUUAUCCUCGGCAUUUUCUAUAUUAUGUCCACAGAGUGCUCUUGGUUCUAAAAGCUCUCAUCUACUUGUUCAACAGCGUGUGAAAGUGGAGGUUGAAGUGGAUGAUAUGAGAUCCUCCAACUGGAACUCUGGAGUCAAGCAUGAAGCUGGAUAUGAUGCUUUCAUGACAGGGUGUGUCUUUGCUCAAGCAUGCAGUCAUCUUGGCAUUGACUUUACACUCCAUUCAUCCUCAGAAAAUUUGGCACUCAACGAAAAACUCCAGAAGCACAUCAACCUUCUAUAUCUUAGUUGGACAAAUGGGGACAUUAUUAAUCUAAGCACGGGGAAACGGAGUUCUUUAUCCUUGGUUUCUAGUAACAAAAAGUACCAGUACCCACUGAUUUUGUUCAGUCACAUUGUUCUAAUAUGGGGAUUCCCAUCCAAACUCAAGGCUUGGGAGAUUAGAGAAUGCAUCUCUAAGGCCCUCGGUUCAACCUCCGUGACUACUGUGUAUCACAUUGAUGAAACUGCAGUGUUUGUUCAGUUCAGAAAGAAAGAAAUGGUUCCCCAAUUUCUGGAGUUGAAGGAAAGUUUGGAGAAAAGUAACGACACAGUCUUGGUUUUGCAUCCUCUCGCAAAACUGUUGGAAGGUGGAAAUACUCGUGCUUCUAGUUAUGAAAUUUACAAAGAAAUCUGCAGUUCACCCAUCUCUAAAGUCUUGUUCGCUGAUCAAGCAGCAGCGGUUGGAAUCAAAUGGAAGACCAAAUUGGUAGAAUCCAAAGUAGAGGUGGGGGCUCAAGACAACAGCAAAAGUUCCAACGCAGAACAUUCACUGAAUUCUGGUGAAAAUACAAAUGAUCCAUUGCCCGGCCAAGCAUCUUCUGGUGAGAUUGAUGAUGACUUGUUUUAUGCUGCACAAAUCAAACAGAUAUGAACUAAUUUAUGAUUUAAUUAUUUCUUUCGAGCUGGUACAACAAUGAAGGUAUAGGUAGAGAUGGAUUUGAGUAAACGCAGACUCAAAUUCAUGUUUGGCUUGAAAGAGCUUCAAGCUGAACAAAAGUUGAAACUCUAGCUCAGUAAUUCGACUCGAGUUAUUGGGUUUAUAACGUUUUUGUUUACUGGCUCAAGCUCGACUUAGAUAUUCUGAAUUUGAGCUAACCCUUAUUUGUGUUUGGUUCAACUCAAAUCCUAUUCCUAAUUAUCGGAAAUCUUGUAUACAAAAUGCCAUGAUUGUAACAGUAUGUACAUCUAUGAAAACUUCUUACUAUUCUUUUUAAUUAAUAAGCUUCCAUUUUUGUA